This is a messenger RNA of Megalobrama amblycephala (Wuchang bream), 1434 nucleotides long. RefSeq names its product deoxyribonuclease I-like 1 (gene dnase1l1). Gene Ontology annotation, molecular function: DNA nuclease activity. Gene Ontology annotation, cellular component: nucleus. The coding region runs from base 166 to 1119 and encodes 317 amino acids. The record is from RefSeq and is a predicted model, not a curated record. NCBI's taxonomy places the organism in Eukaryota, Metazoa, Chordata, Actinopteri, Cypriniformes, Xenocyprididae. Gene Ontology annotation, biological process: DNA catabolic process. The transcript has 9 exons.
ACUCCAUACAUAUAAGACAAGCUCCUCCCUUUGUCCACAAAUAGCUGAGCAGAGGGUGUGUCCUCAGUCUUCCUGAGUAUAAUAACACCAGUGGAAAACUCUUCUGCUGCGGAAGGGAAAGAAAGAGAGACCUGCUUUGUUGAAGUGAAACCCAACACAUUUCAAAUGAGGAUGACCAGCAGACAGUUCCUUGUCACCCUCUUCAUUCUCUCUGGCUCACUGACCUGCUAUGGAUUCAGAAUUUGUGCCUUUAAUGUUCAGAGUUUUGGUGAUUCAAAAUCAGCCAAUGCCAUAAUCAUGAAUUCUGUAUCACGGAUUGUAUCUCGUUGUGACAUAUGUUUGCUCCAGGAGGUCAGAGAUCAGAAAAAUAAAGCCAUUCCACGCCUGCUUGAUGCAGUCAACAGGCUUAAUAAUAAUGAUUAUGACUACGUGGCAAGUGAGCGUCUCGGGAGAACACAAGCGUAUCAGGAGCAAUACGUUUUUGUUUACAGGAAAAGCACAGCGACGCUGAUAAACCAGUAUCAGUAUCCAGAUACACAGAAAGGGGAUGUUGAUGCUUUCUCCAGAGAACCCUUUGUGGUACAUUUUCAAGCCCCUAAAACAGUUGCCAAGGAGUUUGUCUUGAUUCCGCAGCACACCACUCCUUCAAAUGCCACCAAAGAGAUUGAUGAACUUUACGACGUCUUUGUGGAUGUUAGAAAGCGAUGGAAAAUUGAGAAUGUGAUGUUCCUUGGGGACUUCAAUGCAGCUUGUGGUUACGUGGCUAAAAAGAACCGUAAGAACAUCAGGCUCUUCAGUGACCCGUCUUUCAUCUGGCUGAUUCAGGAUAAGGUGGACACUACGGUGAAACAGUCGACGGACUGUGCAUACGACAGAAUUGUUGUGCAUGGAGAGCCAUUUCUCAAAACAAUCGAACCGUUUUCAGCACAGCCGUUCAAUUUUCCCAAGGAAUUCCAUCUUACAGAGGCUCAGGCUUUGGAAGUGAGUGAUCACUACCCCAUCGAGGUGGUUCUCAAGACUCAGAAAUCAGGGUUUUUCACAAGAAGCAACAAAGUUUCAUGUCUUCAGCCUACAUUGUUUGUCCUGAAUGUCUUUCUGCUACUGCAGAUGAUCAUAUGACCACAAAUCAACCACAAGUGGAUUAUUCAUCUCAUCUAGAUGAAGACUUUACUUUGCUGUUACACAGCUGCUAUGUUCUUGAGCUCAUACAGAUCCACAACUGCAUCUACAAAAUGUGCUGCUGAUUUUUGGAUGUGAAUGAAUAUUGUGUUUUACAGCUUCUUGUAAUUUAUAAUCAUGGAGAACUGGCUCAGGUUGUAUAUUCCUGUUGUCUUUUUGAUUAGAUUUCUCAUUUAUGCAAGUUAAAUGUAUUCAUUUUUGAAGAGAAUUUUAUUUUUGUAAUACAUUUUUUUGAUUAAAAUGCACCUGUAUGAA